UGACGCUAAUGCGGAAGAGGUCGUCAUCGUAAAAGCUGUGAGUUGGAAGGUCUGUGAAAUGUGCUAAAACCGUUGCAAUUUUCUCGCUUGAAGCCUGAAGAUGUCGUGGAUAAAAGAAGGUGAAUUAAACCUGCUUGAAAAGAUUUCUGCCAAUGUCUUAAAGGCGGGACCCAUGCCUAAACAUGUGGCCUUCAUCAUGGAUGGCAAUCGACGCUUUGCACGUAAGAAAAACAUGGAACGCCAGGAAGGACACAUGCAAGGCUUCAACAAACUAGCAGAGACACUACGCUGGUGCAAGCAUCUGAACAUCCCAGAGGUGACGGUGUACGCCUUCAGCAUCGAGAACUUCAAGCGCACUAAAGAAGAAGUGGACGGGCUAAUGGAGCUGGCCAAGCAAAAAUUUGAGAGGCUGUUGGAAGAACGGGACAAUCUGGAGAAACAUGGCGUUUGUAUCCGGGUUCUGGGUGACUUGAACAUGCUGCCACUUGAUCUACAGCAGCUUAUUGCCAAAGCUGUGGUCACAACCAGAGCUCACAAUAAAUGUUUUCUCAACGUGUGCUUUGCCUACACGUCGCGAUAUGAAAUCACCAAUGCAGUCAGAGAAAUGGCUUGGGGAGUGGAGCAGGGUCUAAUCAAGGCAAGUGACGUUUCAGAGCCAUUGCUAAGUGAGUGCCUGUACAGCAAUAACUCUCCCAAUCCUGAUCUGCUCAUCCGCACCUCAGGCGAAGUGCGCCUCAGUGACUUUCUUCUUUGGCAGACUUCCCACUCCUGUUUAGUGUUUCAGUCGGUUCUGUGGCCGGAGUAUUCAUUCUGGAACUUGUGUGAAGCCAUCGUCCAGUAUCAAUUAAGUCACAAAUCCAUCCAGAAAGCCAGAGACCUCCAUCGAGAGCAUCAGGCCCUACAGCAGCUGGAGGCCGAUCGUGUGUGUGUAGCAGAGCACCUGCAGCAUCACGGGAAUGGAAAACCUGCCGACGCCCAGAGGAGACAAGAGGCGCUGCUGCACUACACCGCCUGUCGGGAAGAUCGGGUUCAGGACUUCCUCGAAGCCCUGAAGCACAAGAGAGACUCUUUCUUUAUUGACUUAUGCAGUGAAGCUGUCUCAGCCUAGGAAGGCUUAGAAGAGCAAAUCCUCUGAAGUGAUGAUGAAACCUCUCCUGUCCUCUUCCCAAAGGGCUUCUGUGGACAAGGGAAGAGCAAACAGUGACUGGGAGCGGGUUCGUUUUGUUGCUGAUUUGUACAGGACGAGAGGUGCAAUUUUACCCCUAUGGGGCUGUAGAAUAAUUGUGAUAUUUAUGAUUGUAGAUUUAAGAAGUCUAAUAUGUGGAAAUGUCUGGUCAAGACAUAGUUAAACAAUCGUGUAAAUUGUGUGUCAAAUGCAUGCCAUUGGUUGGAAGGUCAAGUUACGUGAGCGAGAGAUAGGGAUCGUGGGUUUUGGAAAUGUCCCCGAAGCAGUCAUCCUUAAGAGCUCAGUACAGUGUUGCGUUUUUGUUGAGUGUGGUCUUACUGACAUAACUAUAUUUUGACCAGCUUUCUUUAACAGAAUAAAGUGAUUACUGUACGUCAGAUAUGAUUAAAUGAUGUGUGACUCAC
Molecule: messenger RNA, 1590 nt
Organism: Stegastes partitus (bicolor damselfish)
Lineage: Eukaryota; Metazoa; Chordata; Actinopteri; Pomacentridae
Gene: dhdds
Product: dehydrodolichyl diphosphate synthase
Exons: 9
Coding region: 101-1108 (335 amino acids)
Biological process (GO): polyprenol biosynthetic process
Cellular component (GO): dehydrodolichyl diphosphate synthase complex; endoplasmic reticulum
Molecular function (GO): ditrans,polycis-polyprenyl diphosphate synthase [(2E,6E)-farnesyl diphosphate specific] activity
Source: RefSeq, a predicted model, not a curated record